Molecule: messenger RNA, 10604 nt
Organism: Gallus gallus (chicken)
Lineage: Eukaryota; Metazoa; Chordata; Aves; Galliformes; Phasianidae
Gene: B4GALT1
Product: beta-1,4-galactosyltransferase 1
Exons: 6
Coding region: 6382-7494 (370 amino acids)
Biological process (GO): carbohydrate metabolic process; protein N-linked glycosylation
Molecular function (GO): cytoskeletal protein binding; beta-N-acetylglucosaminylglycopeptide beta-1,4-galactosyltransferase activity
Source: RefSeq, a predicted model, not a curated record
GCCGCGGGCAGCGCUCGCUUCUCUGAGGGAGCGGACGGGCUGCGCGCGGGGCGGGGUCCGAGCGGCGCUCCCCGCGCGGCGGGACCCGCGGUGCGGCGUUCCGAUACGUGGCGUCCCGCUGCGAGUGCCUCCCCACAUGGACGGUGGGCAGCGCCGCGCCCCGCCGCGCGCUUAUGGGCAUCGCCGUUGCCGCGGAUCGCAGCGGGUCGAGGAGACUUUCGAGAAGUUCCCUGUGGUUUUCUGUUAGCGAAACCGACUCUGAAAUUCGUAGUUUCACUCGGUGCUCGCUGGUCAGCUGCAUCGGUGCAUCAUGGAUAGCAAAUGACGGGGUUGUUUCGGGAAGGCGGUUUUGAGGUCGUUAAAAGGGACUGUAUAGUUGUUUUCUUUUUCUUUUUUUUUCUUUCUGCUGAUUUUGAUUUGUGUCUUUCACUUUUCCCCUUCAAAUCGCUUUGUGCUGACAGUGGCCGUGCAGUCAGGCCGCACGUGGGGCUGUGCAGCCCCUUCGAAGCGAUUUGCUCUGAGCCAUCUUCACUCGCCCUGAUCCUCCCGGACGCCCUGAAGCUCAGGGAGCUGGGAGAGCUGCUGCCCCCAGGACUCAGAGCGUUGUCUGAUCAGCGCCUGGAUGGUCAGCUGAACGCACGGGGUCACUGUUCCCGGACCCGCUCCAGAAAUGUGGAGGUGUGGCUCUGAGGGACAUAGUUAGUGGGCACGGUGCUGAUGGGUCGGUGGUUACGCUUAAUGGUCAUCUUUUCCAACCUUAGUGAUCGAACGAUUCUGUGGUUCUACACCAUCUCUGUGUCCCUUUCAGUACAACACAUACACCGUGUGGGAGGCCCGGUAAGGCUGUGGGCAAUGGUUGUUCAGAGAUGGAGGGUCCUUGUGGUGCAGGAUCCUAUGGUUUCCAGCAGCCCCAGUUCCAGGGGUGUGCUCAGGGUGUAGGCAUGACACCCACAUGGCUCUGGGGUCUGCAGUCAGCGUGUCAUUGAGGAACCCAACUGCUCUGCGGUAUUGCACUUAUGAUUGCUUCUUCCAUGUUCUGGCAGCAGACCACCUUUGUAAAACUGCCCUGCUGUGCCUCAUGUCGGUUAGCGUUCUGUGCUCUCAUGAUCUGCUCUGUCUCUGUGAUCAGCAUGGCCCUGGAAUGGUGUCCUUUCCACAGGCAUUUCUCAUCUUCUUGGCGUCCCCACCUUCCCAAAGCCGUAGGGCACUGCUGUGACGUGAGCAGGUGGCUCUGUGGCCCCAUUCCUCUAGCAUCUCCUUGGCUUUCCUCCUCUUUCUCUUCUCUCCCUCACUGGAAGGCAUGUGAUGAAUCACGCAGGGUAAGUGUGACCGAGCUGCUCAGCCUUCCCGAGCAGCCAGAGAUACAUUGCUGCCAGCAGCCUGGGGGCUUCUCUCUGGUGACGCUCAGGGUGAGAGCAUCACGGUCCCUGCUGUCUGGCUCCUGGGCAAACGCAUGACCUGAAUGAAGUUUAAUCUCCGAGAGAGCCUGGUGAAUUUAAUAUGCUUUUAUGGUUCACUUCCCGUUAUUUGUAACUUGAAAGCACAGACCAGGGCUGGGAAAGUAAUGCUGCAAGUCAAAUUCGGAUUAGAAGUUUUCAAAGCGUUUUGGAUUUAUGUGGCAGCUGAGAGCCACUUCUGAGAAGCCUGAAAGGCAAAAGGGGGUCCAUCUGUUCUGGAGGUGAUCGUUCCCCAAACUGGUGUGUUCUUGACGAGAGUGUUCUUUAUCCAGAAUAACAUUAUUUGAAAAAGAAUAUAAAUGCUGUUCAGUAGGACUAGUCUGUGCGGGCUUACAUGCCUUCAAAAAAGUUAAAUGAUUUCUUGUUUUACCUCGAGGCCUUUGUUUUGGCGAUGGUGCUGUUGUCAUGUAGGAUGGAACGAGGAAGGGGCCAGCUUCUUUGGCAGCAGCAUCGCCUCGCAGAAGAGCUCAUCCGAAAGCAGCACUUACCUUUUGGUGCCGGAUGCCUGCAGAGCAGACUCUCACGGACAGCCCUCCUGGUGUCUCAGGGAUGUCGUUUUCAAGUCCUGCCUGGCCCAGAGCACGUGUUGUUUAUGGAGCUAUUUUCGCGCACAGCUGUCACCUGUGCCCUUUCUGACCGCAGUUAGAUACCAGGUGUGGUUGGCAGAGGGGUGGCAUGUGAAGAGGUGGCAUGUGAAGAGGUGUCACUUGCAGCCCUGGGAGCCCUGAGCGUGCCGUGCUGCAGAGCAGUGUCUUGCUGUAUGGCUUUCUGCCCCAGAUGUAAGUUUAGAAGACAUGACGGCACCACGCUGAAUUAAUUAUGCAGUAUUGACAACAGAGAGACAAAAGUUCCAGCUGUUCCUCCCAGCAGUCAGAAUCCUGGGCAAGAAAGGGUGCUUCCCACCAUCAGUAGGGCACCUCUGUGAGCAGCAGGGCCAAGGGGAAGGAGCGUGGGAGCAGCUGCUGGCCCUGGGAACAGCUGGCUUGCAGCACAGCCUGCUGCUGCAAGCGGUGUGUCAGUCCCAUGUCUGUGGGUGAUGCAGAUAGAGGGUGCCAGCAGAACCCCAUCACAGCGUGAUAUGGGCUGAGUGUGGAAGCCUGUGGAUGGAUAUUCCGCAUCCCCAGGUGAUGGCCAUGCCUGGGCUCCGUCUGGCACUCACUGAGGCCUGGCUCCCACCAGCUGGGGCAUCAGAGGCACCCAGAGGAGCUCUGUGUGGAAGAGGGCUGUGCCCCUCUGCCAGCACAGAGCAGUGGACAUCCCUAGCUCGCUGUCACCUUGGGGGGACAGUUUGGAUUAUUCCUUAGGCUGGAAAGGCCUCAGAAGGGUGCAGUGCAUUCCUGGGAAGGGUGGUCCCCCUCAUUUUGGGGACGUGGCACAGCAAAUAGGGUGCGCAGGCAAGAUGAGGAGACUUUCCAUUUUGUGCAUCCCGUGUUUUGUAAUGCGCUCAUUUCCCUGCCAGCACAGAUCUGGGGCAAGAGUAAGUUUUCUUGGAAACUGGGCCAAGUUAUGCUUGGAAAAAGGCAGAGACUUGCAGCUUCCCAAGCUACGUUUGGAUGCAAGCUUGCCUGAGCCCUCAGUUCUUGGCCCAGCCUGGAGCUCCGAGGCCUGGCUCUGUGGGGUGGAGGGGCUUUGUGGCCCUCUAGGCUGCCACCUCCUUCUCAGUGCAGUGAGACGUGGCCACUGGAGCUGCAGCAACUUUUCCAGCUGCCUCCCAGCAGUGCUUGUGCUCUAGAGCUUGGGGCAGCCCCAGGCCCUGUGGCUGUCUGCUCCUCUCACCUCGCCUUGCCCUGCCAGCCUCCCUCCCUUCUUGGGGCUCCAGCUGCAGCCAGGCUGGAGGGCACAGGACAGGGCCACGUGGAUGGGACAGGAACUGCUGCUGGCCCGAUCUGUCAGGGAGGUAUCGGUCCGCCUGUCUGUGCUCAUGCGUCUUGCAUCAGGGUGGGGUUUUCCUGGCAGAGGCAGAUUAGCUUUUUUUUUUUUUUUUUUUUUUUUUCCUGUUUGAGGAAGCCAAGGAAGUCUCUCCGCUUGUUUGUUUAGAGUUUACAGUUCAAGGGCCUGGAAUUUAAUUUUGCAGUGGCGGCCCGCAGCGAGUGCCAGUGCGAGCGAGGCCGAUCGCGUGCAGACUGCCCUGCUCAGGGGGAGGGGGUGCAGAGCCACUGCCCGGAGUGAGCGCUGGGUUGUGGCCACCACUGAGGACUUUGCUUUUCUCCCCCGAGUACUUAACUGGUGGAAAAGACAAUGUUUUUUGUUAUUUAAAGACACCGUACGCCGGCGUGAGACCUUGUGUAGGAGUAGGUGUCAUUUGGGACUGGGUUUGUAACUUUUGCUCUUAAUAACUUGCACAGUUGAUCCUAUAAACCUGCUGUUGCGUACACCAGCUGCUGCCAGCGUGUGUGGCAAUCCCUCCUAUUUUUCAGCCCAUUUCCUCCUGGGGCCCGUGGGGUGGAUGGGUGAGGGCACGUGCUGAGGUUCCAGGCUCAGGUCUUGCACCAGCAGACUUCUGCGAGUGCUCACUGUGAGAAGAGGCUGGCUGAAGGAAGCAAAUCCUGCAGGCUGGGAAGCCGUUCUUGUUUUCCCCCUCCCCACCUUCCCCCCCAGGAUAUCUGCAGACAGAUCUGAUGCUGUCCUUGGCAGAAGGAGCAGGCUUGCACCCAUCCGUGGCCCGCUCCCCUGCGCUGUGGGAUGGAGCCAACGCCUGCCCCGAGCCUGCUGUGGGUCUGGGGUCUGCAGUGUCCUCUGCUCCCCCGCCUGUGGCCGAGGCUUGGCCCUGCUUUCCGGGGUGGGACUCAUUUUGUUUUUCCCAGCAAGGAAUGGGUUGGCGCUGUCGGCAGCUCUUCCCUUUUCUGUUCAGGCCCUGCAAAGGGGCUCUCUUGUUUCUCUAUGUGAGUGCUGCUUCCUUUUCCCAGCUUUCCUCCUGCACAGGCUCGCCUGCCCUGGCAGCACAUGCGUGCACGUGUCUCGGCAGCGGCGGAGCAUGUGCUGCUUUCUGCCGGGGUGACAGAAUGCUUCUCGCCCACCCACUGUGGGGAGCACGCUUCAGGCCUCCCUCUAGGAACUUUUAUUUCCAUUGUCUCUCAACCAAGCAUCUGAGACCUGUGCCCACCCUGAACCACGUGGGUGAGCCGUGCUGGUUUUUCCAGCGGAGCCAUUCAGUGCUGGGCUGCUGCUCCAUCGUGCCCACCCCGCUGCACCCUGAGCCCUUUGGGGUUGCUCCCUCCUGCAGGCACCAGGCAUGACAGCAUUAAGUUGAGCAGGUCAUGGUCUUUUGGUGCAAGGUUCCUGUGGCAGCCCUGUGGGUAAGCAGGGCGAGUGCUGUUGAGGAGUUGGGCUGGCAGCCUGCGCAGCCACGGUUUUGGUGGUUGUGGCAAAGUGGCCGUGUAGUAGUGGGGAAUGUGGAGGUCACUGAGGAUACACUGUUUUGUCGAGGUGCACUUGGCCGCUUUGUUCCCUGCAGCUUUUUGCAGGCCUCACCUUUUGCUUCAUUUGAAAACGUGUUUCCUGUUUGUACGAACCACAUUGGCUCCUCUGGUGUCUGUGCCUAUGCAGGGCUCUUCCUGUGCGCCUUUUGUCUGAAGCUGGGCAGCAGUGUUUCAGUGAGAGACAUUGCUGGGGUGGAGGGAAGUGGGGGAGGGAUGGGAUGGUGGCGUAGCUGAUUUAUUGGUUUUUUUAUCUCCCUGUCUUACCCAGCCAUGGCCACUUAAAUCCUCCUUUAACGAUGGCUGAGCUGUUUGGAUGCCAGGUGGUGCUUUUAUAUCUUCUGGCAGAAAACUUACUCAAGUUUUCUGGGUGUUCUUUAGCUAAAAAUGGACAGCAAGGCUCAUGAAGGUGCUGUGAUGGAGCAGUGAGACUGUGAACCCCAGAGAUGCCCACCUGCAAACCCUGGGCUAUACGUGCUUCUGGGGCUGCAUGUCCACACUGCUCUGCCACACGUGUGCCUUUGGCCGAGGCUCAACUCACAGCAGUAACUCCGUUGUCAGGCAGGCAUCUGGAAGGGAAGUAGAAGAGACUGAAGGAAGAGAGCCACGCUGGAAAGUUGACGUGGUGAGCACACACAGGGGUGCAGCAUUAGCUGAUGGGACAGCAGCCGCAGCAAACUUUGUGUGUUUUCCUGGCGUGGUUCUUGCCCUGGGUCAGAGUUGUUGGGCAACAGUGGCCUCAGGGCUGCUCACUGCCCAGGUGGCCAAAGUGCAGCCGAAAUGGUUUGAAACGAGACUGGAGCAGGGCUCUGCUCACUGCUGGAGGUGCAGUGUGUGUGCACCUUUGGUUUAAUGCUUGUCCCGAUAGAAAAGGAAUGGACAGCAUCAGUUUGCGUGGGUGGCAUUUUGCUGCUGCUCAUUGUCAGUGUGUGGCUUUGUGAGCUCCAGGCUUGUUUGUUACAGCCAUUCUGUAUUUGAAGAUAACCCACCCAGACUUUCGUAUUGUGCUGUCCCUACUGACACCAGUGAAGUGUAUUGGCUGGGUGCUUUGCAUCCCACUGACUUCAGAAGCGGCUGCCUCACUGCUAGAACUGCAAAAACUGUACUUGAGGAGCACUCACUGCCCUGGCUGUUGGGGCAGUGUUGACCGGAACGUGUACUAUAUUUAAAGCUGAUUUCGUUAAGAUGGGGAGGGGAGUGUUACCAGUAAUUUCUCAUCAGCCUCUUUUCUACCUUCCAAGCCUGUUAACCGUAUCUUCUGCAUCUAGCGCUCGUCAUGACUGCGUUUUGUUGCCCAUCCUUUCCUUUUUCCAGCCUGUUGGAUCAGGUGAGGAAAGGCUCUCCUGCUCCAGGUGAGCCGAAGGGAGAUCUGGUACCACUCAGCCAAACCAUGCAACCCUUGUCCCCCUGCUGCACCCACCCUGGGCACAGCUGCUGUGUGCUUGGCUGGGGGGCGUGCUGCUGCUGGUGGGGCCAUCGUUGUUCUGCAGGAGGCAUGGUGAGGUGUGAUGCCUUGUAGCCUGUGUCCCUCCUGCCCAGAUUCCUCCCAACGCUGUGUCUCCCACUGCUGCAGGGCCACCGUUGGGGUCACCAUUGAUAAAUCACCUUUUCUUGGAGAGCGAUGUGUUGUGGGGCUACUGGACAACUGCGUGUUGCUUGGACCUGGAGUUUCUCCACUGCAGUGGGAGCUCAGGCAUCCCAGGAGCUGCUGCCUGUGUGCUGCCAGCGGUUCUCGGUUGCACACGUUGGCUUUGGCACAGAUUGAUCUGGAGGUUUCAAAACUGCCACUGUUGAAACCGUGUGUGGGAACUGCCAGCCUGCAUGCAAAUUUGGUCGGACCGCUGCGCGUGGAGUUCUCCCAGCCUGUGAACCUGGAGGAGGUGGCGAGCACAAACCCUGAGGUCAGGGAGGGAGGUCGUUUUGCUCCAAAGGACUGCAAGGCGCUGCAGAAAGUAGCAAUCAUCAUCCCGUUCCGAAACCGAGAGGAGCAUCUGAAGUACUGGCUCUAUUACAUGCACCCAAUUCUUCAAAGGCAGCAGCUAGAUUAUGGAGUGUAUGUCAUCAACCAGGAUGGAGACGAAGAAUUUAACCGUGCUAAACUGCUGAAUGUAGGAUUCACGGAAGCUUUGAAGGAGUAUGACUAUGACUGCUUUGUGUUUAGUGAUGUAGACCUGAUCCCAAUGGAUGACAGGAACACCUACAAGUGCUACAGCCAACCAAGGCACCUUUCUGUCUCCAUGGAUAAAUUCGGAUUUCGGUUACCCUACAAUCAGUAUUUUGGAGGUGUGUCUGCCUUGAGCAAAGAACAAUUCACGAAGAUCAAUGGGUUCCCAAACAAUUACUGGGGCUGGGGAGGCGAAGAUGAUGACAUCUACAACAGGCUGGUGUUCAAAGGCAUGGGCAUAUCUCGGCCAGAUGCUGUCAUUGGGAAAUGCAGAAUGAUUCGCCACUCGCGUGAUCGGAAGAACGAGCCCAACCCGGAGAGGUUUGACCGUAUUGCUCACACCAGGGAGACGAUGAGCUCUGAUGGCUUGAACUCGCUCUCCUACGAGGUGCUAAGGACUGACAGGUUCCCUCUGUACACGAGGAUCACAGUGGAUAUCGGAGCGCCCGGCAGCUGACACGGCCGGCACGGCGGAGACCUCGGGACGGUGCCCCGCACGCUGGGCUGGCAGAUUCUUUGUGUCGUCGGGUUUUAUAAGGGUUGUGAUGAACAACACGGAGGUCUCUCUGCAUGUCAGAGCCUCUCCAAAAGGGCUGGACGACUGCUUUUCCCGUCGGUUGUUUUUGUAACUUCGCCUCCAGCUCUCCAUUGUUUUGUAAGUUCAGAGGCUGUACGUAACAGUUGUAAAUACUUCCUUUUUGCCAGGAGAUGCUGAAUCUGAUCCCCGUGUUCGGUCACCGCUGGUCCCGGGUUAGUUUGCCAACUGCAGCCGUGGUGCACCAGCAGCGACCGCCCAUGAUACGGCUUUCUUCUUUUUUAAUUGGGUGGACGAAAACAUUCCUUUUAAUUCAUUCCUCGUUUUUAUCUCUAUGAAGGACUGUAAAACGCUGCUAAAAUUGUACGAGUUUACUCAUUUCGUUAGAUUGUUUUUUGUUUUUGUUUUUUUUUUUUAACAGAGGCAAAAUUACGUGGGGUUUCUUCUUCUUUUUUUUCUUCCUACUGGUGACCAAAGCAAACAAUCUUCUCCGCGUGCAGAGCGCAUGACGAAUAACCAAGUGUGGAUUCAGCACACCUCACUAUUCCUUUCGGUCUCAAAAGAGACUUCCGAGCGAGCUGAGGCAGGAUGUGCCCUCGGAGAGCUCUGUGCGUGGGCUGGGAGCCGCAGGGAUGUGCAGCAGAGCUCUCCAUGACCCGCAGCAGCUGCUGGCUCCCCAUAACCUGCCUGUCGGGUGUGAUUUUAUUUUAUUUUAUUUUAUCUUUUCUUGCCUGAGCAGAGCAAGACACCUGGGAGAUCUCUUCGGUCGGUUGGUCAGUUUGGUUUGCUUGUUUGCUCUUCCCCCAAAAGAGCGGAUGGGUUUAAUUGCACAAGGAAUUGAUAGCCUUAAAAUUCACAGACACUUUUACCAGUGGUAGGAAGUUGCCACGCUAUUUAAACAUGGUCUGAAGGUUCUUAAGAACGACAUUCUGCUUGCAAGGUCAUGUGUGAAACUUGAACUCACUUAUUACUUUUAUUGUUGUUGUAACUUUUUGAUAACUUUUAAAAGUAAUUUGUAUAUCCUAAGCGGUAUAUUUAAUACCAGAUUAAAGCAGGGUGCAGCAUAAUGGCGUACGCUUCAAGGCCUCCUUUAUCUUCAGGCUGGUAGGCUCUCUGUGUCAUAACAUACAAGAAUUUGCCCUGGCGUUUGCCCACGGGCUGCUGAGGUGCUGGCAGGACCCGGAGGUGCGUUUGCUCGGAAGCCUCUGCUGAGAGGUUUGCUGUGCCAGGAUUCCACACAGCGCUCUGGGGAGGCAUGGAGCAGUGCUGCAGGGCACUGCCUUCUGCUGGGCACCGCUGCUCCCAUCCACGGCCCAGGGAAAGCUUCGGGCACCGGUGCCUUGGAGCUGCUUCAAGUGGUGUAAAGCUCUCUCUGCCAAAGCGGAAAACCUAAUUCCUCCUGGUGAGUUUCUGCCCGCCAGCUCUGAUCACAGCAAUUUGCACUUCCUUGGCCUGUGCUGAAGGCUGUUGAAAUCAGGGACACGUGUAUUGGGGAUCAUCUUCAGCACUGCCUUUUUUUUUUUUUUCUUUCCCCUUGACUUUUUUUUUUCCUUUUUUUUUUUUCUUUUUCUUUUCCUUUUUGGGGAUUUAGGACCAUUUAGGACCUGACAGUUUUGCUGAACCCUUGCACUACAGGGGUGGGAUCCUGCAGGGCCGGGGGACAGUGCCUUGCUCUAUUGUCUUGAUGUGUCUUCCUAGCCAGCGGUGGCUCCAAGGAUGCACAGACUAUGCUCACAGCGAGGUACCCAGCUGCCCUUCCACUGACACUUUGGAAACGUGCUCACCCCAUGCGCUGACACACAGUUGCUGGCCAGACCUGCUGCACCGGCUGCGCUUGGCAUGGCAUGAGAGCGGGCUUGCAGAGCACAUUAAAGGAAUGACCUCUUGGCAGGUCAGGCUCUGGUGCGUGUAGAUGCAAGAGGAUGCAGGAGUAGAAUGUGUUGCAGAAGCCAGGCCUGAUACCCAUCUGCAGAACCCUGGCAUAGCUGCAGACUGCACCAGUAACUGAGAUACAGGGAAGGGUAGUGGCUUUGUUUUUACAUUUUCCGAGGUUUUUACAUUUUCUGGGCCCUGCUUCCACAGGGCAGCUCAGCACCAAACCCUACUGAGCACCUACUGGCAAUCCAGGGUCUCUGACAGAGCACCUUGGUUUGGCCCUGAGCCUCUGUGCUCCAGAAAGCUGGAACCUGUGACUGUGGAGGCACGUGCCUGCACACUGGCUAUGCAAAGCGUCCACCUUUUGCAUCUGAGUGUUCUGUUGGUUUUUUUUUUUUUUUGCUUGUUUGUUUUUUCUCUGGUUAGCUGGAGAUUAAAAACAGUGUCAUGAGUUGUUGUUUUUGCUGCACGCUGGAAUCACGGAAUAUCGUGCAGGUGGUCUGAGCGCUUGCUUCUGGUGUUGCAAUUGAAGCUGUCCACAGGCGUGCCUUGAAAGAGUGGGCAGAUGGGAACUGGAAAACUGGGAAACCUGAAAAUGGUUUUCAGCAUGCAGACGCUGGUGGAGCAGGAAGCUGCCGCCUUGCUUCUUCUCCAACACAAAUGCUGUGUCAGAGCUGGGGCUGCUUCUCAUUUGUUUCACCAUGCGGGGCCAACCUGUGGUAUCCAACUCUUGCCGCUGCAUAAGCUGUGCUCCUUUUGGUGAAAUGCUUUCAGCCUGGCCCAGAAACUGCCCUUGGGGGCCUUUUCCACAAACGCUCAUGUUUACACAGAACUCAGCUCUCACCUGUACCGGGUGGCUCUUCCCCUCCUGCAGCAACACUCAAAGCAGUGCUGUGCAUAGCGGUGGACACCUGCAAGGAAUAGCUGCAGAGGAAGCACCAGUGCUCAGUUUCCUUGGUGUUGCUGUUGGCUUGCAGGGAUGGGGGAGGGUCCCGGCAUGCAGCUUUUUCCCCUGGAUGUUACUUGUGUACCAGACUGUUCAUGGUUCUCCCGCAGAUGGUUUUGCUUUUGCAUUUUUAUCAUUUAUAUGCCUAUGGAUGUAUAGUCCAAUGUUCCUAUUUUACUGCUGGUGUCAAAUAAAGUAUUUUCAGUUACGA